Messenger RNA from Saccharomycopsis crataegensis, 1668 nucleotides. RefSeq names its product fatty acid desaturase. Bases 1 to 1668 code for a protein of 555 amino acids. Gene Ontology annotation, cellular component: membrane. Gene Ontology annotation, biological process: lipid metabolic process. Gene Ontology annotation, molecular function: oxidoreductase activity, acting on paired donors, with oxidation of a pair of donors resulting in the reduction of molecular oxygen to two molecules of water. Lineage: Eukaryota; Fungi; Ascomycota; Saccharomycetes; Ascoideales; Saccharomycopsidaceae. The record is from RefSeq and is a predicted model, not a curated record. The transcript has a single exon.
AUGAACAGAAUAUUAUCGAGGAAUGAUAUUCAGAAUAGAAUAGCCAAAGGCCAGACGAUUUUGAUCUACGACCACCAGGUUUUACGACUUGAUAAAUGGAUCGCGUAUCAUCCUGGAGGAGCCAAAGCGAUUUAUCAUAUGGUGGGCAGAGACUGUACCGAUGAAAUGAACUCGUAUCAUUGUGAGACCACCCAGGCCACAUUCAAGAAAUUCAGAGUCGGUAAGAUCGAUUAUAAAUGGGAGAAUAUGUUGCCUCCGAUCCAAGGAGGAAAAUACACUUUCAUUGAAGAGAAGAAAGCCAAUAAUGAUGAUGACAAUCAUUGUGAUUCUGAUGAUACGUUAAUCGGGGAUGAUAACCUAAUGGACAAAGACCAACAUUCUAAACUCCCGGGUCAACCAGCAGUGGAAAUCAUCCCGCCAAUCCCUCAAAAUAUGAUUUUCACCAUUGAUAAGAAGUUUGCGUACCAACAAAAAGUCAUUAGGGAUCCUGAAGACGUUUUGGAUAAUUACGACAACCAGUUUGUGGAAAAAGAUUUACAAAUGUACCCGCCAAUGGACUACGAGACCCAAUCAGAGCUAUCCGAAAAAUACAACCAGUUGCAUCAACGGAUCAUCGAUGCCAAUUUAUACCAGUGUGAUUAUUGGUCGUAUUUCAAAGAAUUCUGCCGGAUCGGGUCGUUAUUCCUAUGGUCGAUGAUUUUUUAUAAAACAAACCACUUGUUUUGUUCGGCGGUGGCGAUUGGGGCAGCCUGGCAACAGCUGACGUUUAUCGUCCACGAUGCGGCGCAUAUUUCUAUAACUCAUAACUAUCAAUUCGACUCGUUUAUCGGUAUGACCAUUGCCUCGUUUGUCGGGGGGCUAAGUUCCACGUGGUGGAAAAGUAACCAUAACGUCCAUCAUUUGGUCACCAAUGAUCCAGUACACGAUCCAGAUAUCCAACAUUUACCGUUCUUUGCGGUGUCCACCAAAUUAUUCAAGAAUGUGUACUCGACGUAUUAUGAGAAAUUCCUCUAUUAUGACAAAUUCUCGAAACUCGUGAUCCGUAUCCAGGAUCAUUUAUAUUAUCCGAUGUUGGGGUUUGGAAGAUUCAACUUAUACCGAUUGAGUUGGACCCAUUUAUUACUUGGGCUUGGUCCUACCAAGGGGAAAGCCGCGUGGUUUAGAUGGUACGAAUUAGUGGGGUUGUCGUUCUUCCUGUAUUGGUUCUUUUACUUGUUUCUUUUUAAAUGUCUCGAUUCCCCAGGACAAAGAUGGCAAUACUUGUUGGUGUCGCAUAUUAGCACAAUGCUCGUACAUGUGCAAAUCACCCUUUCACAUUUCCCAAUGUCGACGUCGGAUUUGGGGGUCAGUGAAUCUUUCCCUUCGAAACAAAUGCGAACCACCAUGGACGUGGAUUGUCCCGAAUGGUUUGAUUUCAUUCAUGGGGGGUUACAAUUCCAAGCCAUCCAUCAUUUAUUCCCAAGACUUCCAAGACAUAAUUUAAGAAAAGCCCAGCCGUACGUGAUUGCGUUUUGUAAAGAUGUGGGGUUGAAGUAUACGAUCUAUGGAUUUGCCAAAGGAAAUGGGAAAGUAUUGAGUAGGUUAGGGAAAAUUGCACAACAGGCAAAGAUUUUGGCAGAUUGUACUAAAGCAAUGAAGGAAGAGGCUAGAGGAACGCUGAGAAAAUAA